This is a messenger RNA of Diabrotica balteata, 672 nucleotides long. NCBI's taxonomy places the organism in Eukaryota, Metazoa, Arthropoda, Insecta, Coleoptera, Chrysomelidae. The record is from the annotation of a GenBank genome assembly.
AUGUUGCUUACUUCUGGUGUUUUUGAUAGGUCAGCAGGUUCAAUAACUUGGAGACUUACAAACUUCUGCAAACCAGAAGGACCUGGUUCACUGAUGUUGCUGGCUUCUGAUGUUUUUGAUGAAGCACAUGCCAAAUCCGUGCGAUGGUACAAAGAUGAAGAUCUCAUAGCAGACAGCGCCAACGAAUCACUGACUCCUCCUGACCGGCACAUGCUGUGGGAAAACGGCUCCCUGGAAAUUCUAUACGUACAACCUGAAGAAACUGGAGAGUACACAUGUGAAAUCCUAAGAUCGGAACCGUGGGGGCCAGUAAGGCAAAAACAUGCCAUUGAAGUAUUACAUCCACCUGAAAUGUUGACGUCAAGGUCUUGGAUACACACAGCUCCUGGACACAGGGUUCAGAUCGACUGCAAAGUCUCGUCAGAUCCCCAAGCUACGGUCAAUUGGCUUAAGGGAGAAGUUCCUGUACACUUGGACAACAGAGUAGUUUCGAUGAUCGACGGAGAUAAACAUACAUUAUUAAUUAGAAAUGUGCAGAGGAGUGACUUUGGUAUUUACACUUGCAGGGCGAUCAAUGAACUUGGUCAAGGAGAAUUGGCUAUACAACUUUCAGGUAUGUUUCAUUUUUUCAAAGCAAAAGUCACUUACAAUCAUAAACGCACAAGUUCUUAA